Molecule: messenger RNA, 1734 nt
Organism: Synchytrium microbalum
Lineage: Eukaryota; Fungi; Chytridiomycota; Chytridiomycetes; Synchytriales; Synchytriaceae
Exons: 5
Coding region: 1-1734 (577 amino acids)
Cellular component (GO): nucleus
Molecular function (GO): metal ion binding
Source: RefSeq, a predicted model, not a curated record
AUGCCAUUUGGAAUGAGUUCUGCAAUCAAUCGUCAAACAGCUUUACAAGCAGCUCCGGUAAAUCAUCAGCAGACGCAGUAUAGCGGAAGAGGUAGAGGACGAUUCAAUCCUAUAGCUAGACCAGCGCCCGCCAUACCUAAUGGAUCUGCUCGUCGAUAUGGCAACAUAAAGCUCGUUAACAAUCCAUCAUCAAACAACAUCACCACUCCACCACCACCGACAGCAACGACAAUACAAGAUGGUGAUAUUGCUCUUGCUGCGGAUAGGCCUCAAUUCGUCAAGAAGGGGAAUAAGCUUGUUCGUGUUGGGAGUCAAGCUGAGGCUGACUUGACAAAGAAACCUCCCAAACCAAGCGUUCCCUCAUCUACUACCACCACUCACCAAAAACGCAAGAAGGCGUACAUACCCUCAGUAAACAGGACCCUCCUUAUCGUCGACGGCGUACAAUACUCAAAGAGCAAGGACGGAAUGAAACUCAUCAACAAGGAAGCUGCUAAAACAGCUGCAAAAACAAAAAGGAAUGUGAUGGCUCAAGUAUUGAAGCAGACUGCUCCAUCUAUAAAGAAGAUUACGGGAAGAACAGUCAUGAUUAGUGGAGUCGAGUUCGUGGUGGAUAAGAGUGGAACAAAGUUGAAACGAAAGAACUUGGUCACUGCAACUUCAUCUUCAUCAGCAAGACCACUCGCUCCAACGAAAACGCCUAAACGAGUCUUGUUGAAUGGUGCACCCUAUAAGAGAAGUAAAAGGGGGAAUCUGGUGUUGAAUGUCAAGGCUGCUAUGGCCUCUACUCAUCCCAAGCAAGUUUCCAAGCUUACAAAUUUCGAGCUCGUGAGGGUUUCUGACGCUUUGAAAAUCUUUAGUCCCAAGAGAUUCAAAUCUCACAACAAGACACUCAAACCAAAAGCUCCUUGUGUAUUCUACUCCAGAUUCGGCAAAUGCAAAAACAAUCCAUGUCGAUUUGAACACUCAGUCCAACGACUACGCAUGUGUCCUGACUAUUUGAAAGGCACACCAUGCAAAGAAGACCCAUGUCCGCUAUCACACACUCCAUCACCUCAAAAAGUGCCACUAUGCUUAUUCUUUGAACGUGAUCGAUGUGUACGAGACAAUUGUCCCUUCCUACACGUCAUAUUACCACCAGAUGCACCUAUAUGCCCAGAUUUUGCCAAUAAAGCAUGGUGUGAUAAGGGUGCGACUUGUGAUAAACGUCAUGAAUUCAAGUGUCCCGAGUUUACUGCUUCUGGAACAUGUAGUAAUCCUCGUUGUCGUCUACCUCAUAUCAAGAAAAAGACGGAAAACAUUGCUAAGAAACGAAGUGUGAGACGUGAUGAAGAAGAAGACGAAAAACAUCGACGUAUGUGGGCUCGUAUGUCGGAUUCAGAUGAUGAGGACGAAUUGGCUCAAAUGCAAAUCGUGCCUCAUUUUGAUGAUGAUGAGGAAGUAGUGCAACCUAUAGGUGAUGAGCAUGAUGAGUCUGGUGAUGAGGAUGAGGAUGAAGACGAGGAUGAUGAGGAUGAGAGUGAUGAAGACUCAUCUUCAAGUGAGGAUGAAGAAAGUUAUGUGGCUGAAGAAGACUCUGGUCAGAAUAAUGAGCCAGAGUAUGAGGAAGAGGAAGGAGAGGGUGCGAGUCACGAAGCAGAAGAAGAUAGUAAUGGUGAGCCACGUAUAGAUAUAGUGGUUGAGAAUCAAGACGAGCAAGAGGAGCAAGACGAGCAAGAAGAGCUUGGUAUGUGA